Neopelma chrysocephalum (saffron-crested tyrant-manakin) is the source of this 2360-nucleotide messenger RNA. RefSeq names its product methylthioadenosine phosphorylase (gene MTAP). Gene Ontology annotation, cellular component: cytosol. The transcript is spliced from 10 exons. NCBI's taxonomy places the organism in Eukaryota, Metazoa, Chordata, Aves, Passeriformes, Pipridae. Gene Ontology annotation, molecular function: S-methyl-5-thioadenosine phosphorylase activity. The record is from RefSeq and is a predicted model, not a curated record. Gene Ontology annotation, biological process: nucleoside metabolic process. Bases 668 to 1456 code for a protein of 262 amino acids.
GAGCUGCCGCGGCCGUCUCGGGAGAGACCAUCUUUUAAAAUUUUUUUUUAAUGAAAUCCGGAGGCCUUUGCUGAAAUUUCCGGGUAUCCGACCCGGCCGCGGUGUGUCGGGUUUGUCAGUGAGAGGGACCGUGCCGGGUUCGUAACUGUGCACUGUGUCUGUGGAUGUGCACGGAGCCCGAAGUUGCAGCAGGAGCGAGCGGUGCGAAAGUUCCCCGCUAAGACCUGCCCGCCCCGUCUGAAAAGCGGCUCAGAGCGGCGGUGGUACCAGCGCUGAGCAGGCCUGUGGGCAGGCUGAAACCCCGGGACUGCGUUUUAGUAAACUACAAAUUCCUUUUCUGAGGAUGCAAUCAGUGUCUGGAAUGGAGCAUACAAUCUUUCCAUUCUUGAGGUCACUCCUAGAUGUGACUGUCUCUGGCUUUUGAGGAAAGAUCGGAAUUAUCGGUGGAACUGGCCUGGAUGAUCCGGAUAUCUUAGAAGGAAGAACAGAAAAAUAUGUUGACACUCCUUAUGGCAAGCCAUCAGAUGCUUUGAUUUUGGGAAAGAUCAAAAAUGUGGACUGUGUGCUCUUAGCAAGGUAAACUGAAUUUCUGCUGUGACUUCAUCUUGCUCUGUGUGGUUGCUAACAAAGUCAAGCAGAAGUCUCUCUUGUUUCCUGAGCAAAUUUGAUGCUGCAGGGACAGAGAAUAUUAAAAAUACUGUCUAGGUUGGGAAAGAGAAAUCCAGUGGGAGGUACUGCCCUAGUGAGAAUGGCAGCCUGCAAGGCCACCUGUUCUGGUGGUAGACAUGGAAGGCAUCAUACAGUUAUGCCAUCGAACGUCAACUACCGUGCCAAUAUCUGGGCGUUGAAAGAAGAAAAUUGUUCCCACGUAUUAGUGACUACUGCCUGUGGUUCCUUACGAGAGGAAAUACAACCUGGUGAUCUUGUCAUAAUUGACCAGUUCAUUGACAGGACAACUAAAAGACAUUGUACUUUAUAUGAUGGGCAACAUUCCAGUCUUCCAGGAGUAUGUCAUAUUCCAAUGGCAGAGCCAUUCUGCACCAAAACCAGAGAGGUUCUUAUUGAGACUGCCAAGAAGCUGGGGCUCCAGUGUCAUUCCAAGGGGACAGUGGUCACAAUUGAAGGCCCACGUUUCAGUUCUCGAGCAGAAAGCUGUAUGUUUCGCAGCUGGGGAGCUGAUGUUAUCAACAUGACCACAGUGCCUGAAGUGAUUCUUGCGAAGGAAGCUGGAAUGAGUUAUGCUAGUAUUGCCAUGGCAACAGAUUAUGACUGCUGGAAGGAACAUGAAGAAGCAGUUUCAGUGGAUAAAGUUUUAAAGACGCUGAAAGGAAAUGCAAAUAAAGCUACUAGCAUACUCCUUACUGCUAUACCUCAGAUAGGUUCGAUGGAAUGGACCAACACCCUGCACACCCUGAAAACAACAGUGCAGUGUUCGGUCAUCCUGCCAAAGCAGUAACAACCUGGAUGAAUCUUGGAGUGCUUACAAGGAAGAGUGGAUCACUUGUGAACUUCCAGAGGUUAUAUUAUCUCCAAAAAUUGUUACAGGCAUAAAAGAAUGGACUAAAUGUUAACCAGUGAUAAUAUGUAAGGCCGCUGUUAAAAUCUUUAUCAGUUUGAUAAUGUAUAAGAUGGCUAAAAUUAGCUAUUGAGUAUGUUUUCAACUAGAAAUAGCUUUACUGUCAAGCUGGAUCGGACGGUGGUUGAAGAAAAAAGUCAGUAUGCUCUAUUCAGUAGUACCUUUUAAUUGAUGGUAGAAAUUAAAGUCUAGGUAAUACUCUUGUUGCAGUUUCAUAAAAUAAGGUAAGAAAAUAAAGCAGAUUCACAGAUAGGCUGUUUGUGUUGCUGUUUCUACCUCCAUCUUUUCCUUAAAUACGGCAAGUGAUUAUAAUUCACUUCUGAAACAUAGCAGAAAAACUGAGCAAACCAUAUCAAAUAAAAAUUAUGCUAUUUUUAUACAUUAUCCUUAUUUUUAAUUCUGUUUAUUUCUUUUUAAAGCAGUGUAUUUAUUUGUGUGCUAGAAGACAUGAUUUAAUAAUUGUGGUGGUUCUGUCACAGCAGCAGUUGUGUAAUUAAUUAAUGUUCUCGUUGAAAAAAUUGAGGUAAUACCUAAGCCAGAUUUGUGCCUAAAGAUGUACUUAUGUGACUUACAGAAGUGUACCUAGAAGUACUUUGGUGCCAGUGUCCCACUAUGCUGGCCAUUUUCUGCUUCACUGAACAACUCCAAAUUUAGUUUCUGUAUUAAGUGAUUAAUGUGCUCCAGUGCUUUGAAUGUAUGCAUUUCAAUUUUUUGAAAUAUAAUUUUACUUUAAUAAAAUAACCUGCUGCUUCUUGUCUAGUAAAUAAAUUAAAUGCUUCUCCAA